CCCCCCGUGAUGGCGGAGGACAGCGAGUCUGCAGCCAGCCAGCAGAGCCUCGAGCUGGACGACCAGGACACCUGCGGCAUCGACGGCGACAAUGAGGAGGAGACGGAGCACUCCAAGGGAAGUCCAGGAGGAGAAUUGGGAGCCAAAAAGAAGAAAAAGAAACAGAAGCGAAAAAAGGAAAAGCCAAACUCCGGAGGUACCAAAUCAGACUCUGCAUCUGACUCCCAGGAGAUUAAAAUUCAGCAGCCUUCAAAAAAUCCAGCCAUUCCAAUGCAGAAACUGCAAGAUAUUCAAAGAGCCAUGGAGCUGCUCUCGGCAUGUCAGGGCCCAGCAAAGAACAUUGAUGAGGCGACCAAACGUAAAUACCAGUUUUGGGAUACCCAGCCUGUACCAAAACUUAGUGAAGUUAUAACAUCGCAUGGUGCAAUUGAACCAGAUAAGGACAACAUCCGUCUAGAGCCAUAUUCUUUACCACAGGGUUUUACAUGGGACACUUUGGACCUGAGCAAUGCUGAAGUUCUAAAGGAGUUGUACAUGCUGCUAAAUGAAAACUAUGUAGAAGAUGAUGAUAACAUGUUUAGAUUUGACUAUUCGCCAGAAUUUCUUUUGUGGGCCCUGCGACCUCCAGGCUGGCUUCCACAAUGGCACUGUGGAGUCAGAGUUUCAUCCAAUAGAAAAUUGGUAGGGUUCAUAAGUGCUAUUCCUGCACACAUUCGAAUUUAUGAAAGUGAGAAGAAAAUGGUAGAAAUUAAUUUUCUGUGUGUCCAUAAAAAACUGAGAUCUAAGCGAGUCGCACCAGUACUGAUUCGUGAAAUAACCAGAAGAGUAAACUUGGAAGGGAUUUUUCAGGCAGUUUACACUGCAGGAGUGGUACUUCCUAAGCCUGUCGCAACAUGCAGGUAUUGGCAUCGAUCGUUGAACCCCAGAAAAUUGGUAGAGGUGAAAUUUUCUCAUUUGAGUAGAAAUAUGACUUUACAGAGAACGAUGAAGCUGUACAGACUUCCUGAUGCUACAAAAACAUCAGGUUUGAGACCUAUGGAGCAAAAAGAUAUUAAAGCAGUACAAGAAUUAAUUAACAAUUAUUUGAAGCAGUUUUAUCUCGCUCCUGUUAUGGAUGAAGAUGAAGUGGCCCAUUGGUUCCUGCCUCAGGAUCACAUUAUCGACACUUUUGUUGUAGAGAGUUCAAAUGGUAUUUUAACUGACUUUCUGAGUUUCUAUACAUUACCUUCCACGGUCAUGCACCAUCCUGUUCAUAAAAGCCUAAAAGCCGCCUAUUCCUUCUACAACGUUCAUACAGAGACUCCCCUCUUGGAUCUAAUGAAUGAUGCACUCAUUAUAGCAAAGAUGAAAGGAUUUGAUGUGUUCAAUGCACUAGACUUGAUGGAAAACAAAACAUUCCUGGAAAAACUGAAAUUUGGUAUUGGAGAUGGCAACUUGCAGUAUUACUUGUAUAACUGGAGGUGUCCUGGCAUGGAUUCUGAAAAGGUUGGUCUUGUAUUACAAUAAGGAGAAAGGACACUUGUAUUUAUAAUUCUUGGAAGUAAUCAUCUGGCCUGAUGGAAGCUCUUGAAGCAGGACAAUUCAAGAGGAGUAAAAGCACAAUGCCUGAUGAACUUUAAUCUGUUGAACCUUGGGGGGCAUGCAGGAGGGAGUGAAGAAAUCCAUGUGCAAACAGCCCUCCACACCUUCACCUCCGAAGGGGAAAAGCUCAUGAACCUUUUACUGUUUGUCGAUGAAAAGAAAUAAAGCACAUUUGUUUAAUUUUCAACGCUUAGCUCGCAUCUUGACAAAAGGGGUUCUUUUCUCCCUGCCCUCCCUCUCCUCAGCUCUGCGUAAAAGACUGUUUUUUGUACAACAACUCAAUGGCAGUGGUGGAAUAGAGUACAAAUUCUUUACUGUUAAUGUAACUGAACCUGCUGCAUUUCUAUUUAUUAAGUGGUAGUGUACGUUUAUCAAUGUAACAAAAUGAAGGAGCCAAUUUUGAAUAUUUCUGCUUAUUUCCAUUACAUGGAUGUCAUCGUUGAAAAGGAGAAAGUCUUGGGAGUAUGACUGUUUGUUAGGAAACAUGGAAAUCUUGGAUGUCUUUUGUAACUGUGGAGUGGUACAGAAAUGUGCUGGUUUGACUAGUGCAUUUGUUUCUCCAUAAGCAAUGCUGCCAAAUCAAUAAAAAUACAGAUUUGUACUUUGAUCUUCAGUAGAUCACUGACUUGACUCAAUAGUAUUGCACUGUUUAGUGCAGUUGUGUAUAUGUUGCCUGAAUCCUAUCACUAUUCAUUUAACAACUUUGAGAAAGGAAAAUGCUUUACUUUUUUGGUGGAAAGUUAAGAGCAGUCUGUAUAUAAAAUUAAGAAUAUUGGUAUUAUCAAGCUGUGUUAAGGAUGAAUGUGUUCAAUGCUAUUGCAAAAUUGCACAUAUUCCUUUUGUCUUUUUCCUUUUUUAAAAAAUGUCCAUAAAGUAUGUUUGUGUAAAAGUGUUACUAGCAGUAAUAGUAUGAUCCUUGAUUUUAGAGCAAAGGGAUUGCAUUGUCCCUUACGUAAGCAAAUGUAUACCCUUGCAUAACUAUGUGCAUCUCUCUCUAUCUCAGCCUUACUGAUCCACUGAGUUUAAAAUAUGCUGAAGCCUUUUCUACUUUGCAACAAAUACCUAUCCUCUGACAAUAGCUACCAAUGGAAAAAGCUGUAAAAGAGCGAAGGCUGUUAUCCCAAAUUGAUUUCUCAGUGGAUUUGUACAUGGCUCCUUAUGAAGGAGUCCAUGCUUCUCUAGAUAUAAAUUUAAUGUGGAUAUCCUAAUUAAAUCACUUGGUAGGGGAAGAGAUUAGGGUAUUUAGCAGUGCCCUGGAAAAUUUAAAACAUUGAUUCACCACAUGCAAGCAUACUGGAGAAAAACAUUGUUACAAUGCUUUAAACUUCUGAAAUUUGUGGGGAGAAAUAAAAGUGAGGAAGGACUCAAAACUGCAAUCUCCUCCUCCUUCACUAAAUAAGUGGGAACAGUCUGAAUAGUGGAGAACUUGCUGACUGAUGUCACCAAACAGUUCCAGACACUUUUAAAAAUAUUAUUCUUCACCCAUUCUGGAAAGGUCAGAUACAACACAUUGCUGGCAUGCCCAUGUGAUAACUUGAUCUUUCAUAACUCUAACCACAAACUACUUUAACCGCAAGCUCAGAUAAUAUAUACUGGUAAUUUUUACUUGACUAAAAAUAGUCAAUACAUAACACUAAGCCAGGGGGUUAGUGCAGCCCAGCAAAGCCUCAAACACUCCCACUUCACUGUGUUGGCAGGAAAAGGGCUUUUGUAGGGUUUGUUUUCUGUUUCCCCAAUUCCUUACUGCUAUGCAAGAACCAUGGUUUAAAGUGAAUUCUAGUUUAUCAAACAAGCCAGCUAGACAAACCAGGGUUUAUCGUUGCUUUCUUUUGCAACCAACAAGAGACAGCUUUAAGUGAAACUAAAGGCUGGGAGCAAACACAAGCCCCCCACUUCACUUGGUUUCACAGAGUCUUGUCCACAUAAUGUUAAACAAUUGUUUAGCAUUGUGGAUAAACACAGUAGUAACUUAGCUUGCAAUGCAUUAAGUUCUUAUAGCCAUUAUUGCCUAACUCCCUAUUGCUAUUAUUUAUAAUAUAGCAUAUUCUUGAAGGAACAUUAUUCUGAACAACUAUUUGCCCUACUAUUUUAACUGCUGACAGGCAAUUUUAGUAGUUAGCAUGUUAUUAAUCAGAAUAUGAUAGAACUUGGUUUAGGAAAUCUACAUCACAAAAUCUGCAAUGACAUUAUGACUUGCAACCAAAAUUUUGAACCAACAAACUAGAGAAAAUAUUCCUAUAUUAAAAGGUAAAUGCACCUAGGCUCAGUUCUGCAUGCAUUAUUUGACCACAACUGCAAGUGUCCAAUGGAGAAAAAUAUUAAAAGGGAAAACACUCUAAUUCCAAAUCUGCAGAUGUUUGCAAUUCCAGCAUUUUAACAGAU
Messenger RNA from Varanus komodoensis (Komodo dragon), 3963 nucleotides. It is a transcript of the gene NMT2, whose product is annotated as N-myristoyltransferase 2. Lineage: Eukaryota; Metazoa; Chordata; Lepidosauria; Squamata; Varanidae. Gene Ontology annotation, biological process: N-terminal peptidyl-glycine N-myristoylation. Bases 10 to 1506 code for a protein of 498 amino acids. The transcript has 12 exons. Gene Ontology annotation, molecular function: glycylpeptide N-tetradecanoyltransferase activity. The record is from RefSeq and is a predicted model, not a curated record. Gene Ontology annotation, cellular component: cytoplasm.